Moneuplotes crassus is the source of this 10025-nucleotide messenger RNA. The record is from the annotation of a GenBank genome assembly. Lineage: Eukaryota; Ciliophora; Spirotrichea; Euplotida; Euplotidae.
UUUUAUUUAAAAAUAGUUUUGAAAAUGAGUAGUAAAAGAGAUAGACAUCGAAAAUUUACUGCACAGUUUACAGAACAAGAUGCCAACGUAGCAGCCAAAGUUCAGGAGGGCAUGGAUAAGAAAGGAGAGAGAAAGGAUGGUGGAGGAGAAAGACCAGCAGGGGUGAAGGAAGAGAGGAGGGAAGAUAAGCGGAAUUGGGGGUUGAAGGAAGAGAAGAAGGGAAGUGGAGAAGGAGAUAACGUCUUCUUCAAUACCUCGUCCAGGAAAUAUUCAGAAUUUGAUCGUAAGGAAGAUGGGGAAUUGAAGUUAAAAGGUGCGGAUCUACUUCAGAGACAGAGUGAACGUCCGAAACUUAAGAAGAAAAUGUCUGCAGACCCUUCAGGGAAGAGAAGAGGAUCUAUGAGGAAGAAUGUAUUUGACGGUUCUCUCUUUACAGAUAAUUUAGCACUAGGAGAUUCUUUAUUUAUGCCAAAUAAGUUAAACAGGAAUAAAAGUAGCAUGCCAAGGAAUGAAAUGCAAUUUGAUGUUUCCUCUUCAGAGAUUUCAGAUCCUGAGAUUAAGCAGCUAAAGAGAAGAGCUGUUAUAUGUUGUAAGUAUACAACAGAGUGAAUGCUGAUAAUUGGCAUCCUCGGAGCCUCGGCCAUAGAUUUCAAUGUACUCUCCCUUAUGUAUUUCUUAGGAGGACUUCUUAUGCUUUUAGAGAGAAUAAAUUUAUCAAUAAAAAGCAAGAAUGAAGGACAAGAAGCCAUUACAAAUGCCUUUUUGAUUUCUGUACCAGUGCUCCUAAUGUAUAAAAUGAUCUCUUGAUUGUUCAUCUAUGUUGAUUUCACUAAGUACCAGAUUAUAUAUGACACUAAGCACUUUCUUGAGAAGAAUGUCCUGUUUCUAAAUUUCCAUAGUGUAUCCAUUUAUUCUGGAGUAGUUUUUAUUAAAGAGAAUACGUUCAUUAAUCUAAUAAUCACCAUAAUCCCAGAGGUAUUUAUUGGUAUCUUUCUAAUUGCUUUGAAUUUUGUCUCUAGUGAAACUUUGGAGCCACAGUACUUAAACAGACAUGAUUUUAUUGAAGAGAAAAGACUAGCUUUGGGAUCAACUAGUUUUUCCAUUUUGUUCAUAUUGAGCAUUGAAUACCUCUCUGUGGUGAAUAUUUCAUAUAUUGGAGUCUUCUUCCAAUUUGUAGUCUUGUACGCUGUAUGAAUAUUUGCGUUUAAAUAAGGAUAAUAGGCUGCGCUACAUUGACUUUGUGUGUGCAUUCUCGAUGUUCUUGUGAGCAUUCCAGCUGAUACUGCUAUUUUUGAAUAAAAUAGAACUCAUCCCAAAGAAAGAGGUUGAAUUCAUCUACUUUUUCAUUGGUGCCCACCAAGAUAAGUCAAAAAUCAAUACUUUUAUGCAUGCAACAGGUGCUCUUUGUGUGAUUGUGUUUGGGAUAAUUUAUCUCAGAGCGAGGAGGAUAGACUAUAUGAAGGAGAUUUCUCAGCCACCAGAUUCACCAGUAAUGCCUUCUGAAGGGAUCCCCUAUAAUUUAAAAAUAAAUGAGAGGAACAAUUCUCCUUUCCUACCUGAGAAGGAUGAAUAUCUUGAUGAAACUGAGGACGAAAAAGAACAGCUUUUUGUCUGGAGAAUCUACGAUAAGAUUAUCAACGCUUUCACAUCUGAAUUUGUCGUUCUCAAUUUAUGAAGGCUUGGCUUAUGUUUUUGGAUUCUCCGCUACAACUGCAUCGAGUCAAUUUUUGUUGUGAUUUUCCUGUUCCACUCAACUCUUGUGAAGAGUAUGAUUGUCUUCCUUCCUUUUGUUAAAUACAUAUACAUGCCAUACAUGUGAGUGAAUGUUAUAGUCUUCUAUAUCAUAAAUAUCCUGUAUUCGAAGCAAGGCCAUUACAACACUAAUAUUCAUAAUGUAAAAUAUGGUAUUAUUGUAUUUGAAACCCCAAUAAUAGAGUUCCCUCUGAUGUUGUUUGUCCUCCUUCUGGUGGCUCUACUAAUCAAGAAAAUGUCUAGUAUUAGUGAGGUUCUUUCAGUAGAGGAUGAACGCAUGCUGAUCCAGAAGAAGAAAGCUAAAACUCUCAAAGAUAUGCAGAACAGGAAUACUAUUCUAUCAGCAAUUUACUACCUGUUUUACUUGAGUAUUGAAGUUCUGCUGCUGUUUAUCCUACUCAUUAACGUUGUUUCAAAAGUCAACUUGUCAAACUUCUGAUUGAAUCUGUAUUUGGUGAUGUAUCUAAUUUAUCCUUCAUUAGCGAGGAAACAUAUCAGGAAAUUCUUAUUUGUUGUCGAGGGGUUUAACUUGGUCAAUUAUGUCUAUGCCAUCUUCAUAGCUUCGUCUGAUGGAAGCUUCUUUGUUGGAGAGGUAGGAAAUUUUAUCGGAAUUGAUAGUUAUGAUGUAUACACGAGAAAGUAUUUCAAUACUAUUCCAACCUUGAGGAUUGUAGCUCUCAUUAUUGUAGCCAUGACUGUUUGGAACACCCUCCCAACUGAUGUUAAUGAAGAUAUUGGAGAGCAAAGUGAUUUUGAAGGAAAGCUUUACAAAACUUUGUAUAGCUACAGCAGAUGAUUUACGGAAUCCAUCUAUCUGUUUAUCAGUGUUAUAAAAAAACUGACUAUAUGGAUCUGAUAUGCUCUAAUUUUUUUUAUACUAAUUGUUAAUGAUUUAUCGAUUAAGAACUGGGUGGCUGCCAUACUGAUAGCAUUUAUAAUCUAUAAACAUCUAAGUUCAAGAGUAUAUUAUCUGAACUAUUUUGCAACCUAUGCAGGCUUCAUGUUUAUCACCACCUGGAUGUUCCAGUUCUUGAAAUUUGAUAUUAUUACAGAUAUUUUCGAGCUUGAAGAUAUUAACCAUUUACCCUUUCAUGGUGAAAUCUGGGGCUAUACUGUUUUAAGUGAGAAACAAUUAUUUUUCAGAGUUGUAGCUUUAUCAGGAAUGCUUGUUCUCUCUGUCAUUGGAUACAGGGCAAUAAUUGCUCAAAACCAACAAAUACCUUUAUUUUUAAAUCUAGAUGACACUGAAAGUAUCAAGGAAAUGGAUGAGAGUGUUUUAUACAAAACUGUUUUGGAGAAAAGAGAGAAAAUAUUUUGGAGCACAACAUCUAUAUUCUUGCCAAUAAUUAACUUCAUAGCUGCAUUUUUCCAUAUUCCAGUGAUACUUGUCAUAAUGUGGCAAGCACUCUAUUGGAGACUAAGCUGGAUGAUGAUAUUGUUAAUCUUCUUUGCUAUUGGGCCUUGGUACACCCUUGAUAUAGAUCUCCUCCAAACUAAAAAUAAAGGGAAAGAUCGCUCUCUGCUCUACUAUAGCAACAUUUUAGUGAGAGAGCAAAGACAUAAAAAGUGGAGGGCACUAAUCUUGCUAUGCUUGUUAUCAUGGAUAAUUAUUUUCCCUAGCAACAAACUUAUGCAACUGUUGAACAUCAAACAUCGGACACAAGCAAUCUUCUAUGGAGAAUGGUCUGGCUUGCUCUACCCAGGGACUAAUGAAAAUUUUAUAUUUUCAAACUAUGUAUCUGGCUACAUGAUAAUCCUCUGAGUUCUGGUCAUUGAGAAGAAAUUUCUUGAGUGGCUUGAAAAUGAAAAUUCUAGAGCUGAAAAUUCAGGUAAUGACCAAUCAGCCAACGAUACUGAGAGCCAUGCCAUGUAUAAAGUUCUUAAGAAAGAAAUUGAUAGAAGAGAGAAGCAACAAAAAUUAAAGGAAAAAGGCAAGAAGAAAAGCACAGUAGCUGCUUCCGAAGGGAUUGAUGAUGACACAAAAACUGAGGUCAAACAGCAGCUCAAAAAAGUUAUCGAUGGAGAACAAACAACUAUAAAAAGGAAGAAGAGUGAUACUAAAAGUCCUAAGAAGUCAAUCCUUAGCUCUAUUUUGAAAAAGAGUUCUCUGAAAACCCCUGAAUAUCCUGAACCCAAAGAGGAGACUAAGAUAGAAACUUUAUCACCUGGUCAUCGAUCAUUGGAUGAAUCUGAUGAUCAACUUGAAAAAGAGAGGGAAGCAGAUGAUAGUGAGUUUAAUCUCUUCUUCACAGAGAAUAAUCCUCACAGAAUGGAAAACAAAAGAUUGCUAUUGUUCCAAUAUAAAAUCAAAUUUAUGAGAGGAGCUAAGAUUUUUAUUGAAGAAUCUAUGACCUUUGCACUGAUGAUCUGAGCUCUUUAUAAAGACAACAUACUCAGCUUGAUGUAUUACUGGAUGGCUAUAAAAAUGAUUUUGGAGAAAGUUGAUAUGCACUACAGAAUGAAAGCUAUCACUUAUGUAAGCAUAUUCACUUUGGUGCAGUACUUUUUAUGUCUUACAAAUUGGAACAAGAAUAAUAGUCCGCAACCAUUACCAAUACCAUUUAACCCGGAUAUUAGAGGAGAGCAUGAAUAUAAAGAUUACAUCUCCCCUCCAUUAGACCUCCCCUGGGUUGAUCAAAUGGGUAUAACUGACAUCUGGAAGAAAUAUCUCAUGAUAGAUAAAAAUUCAGACAUUUUGCAUUCUCUGAUGAUUGAGACGAUUUUACUGUGUAUUGGAGCUAUUUAUUUCUACACAUUCAGUCCUUAUCUCUACAACAUCAAGAAGAAAGAAUUUAAGAAUAUUCUCAAACUCAAGGCAGAUGUAGGAAAGGAUAGAGUAUUCUUGGACUAUGUCCAAAGCUCAAGUAUAUUCGCUACUGUUUACAAAGGAAUGAAAUCAACUCUAUAUAACACAUGACAUAUCUUCUUAAUUUUGAUCCUACUGAUCCUCACCAGUCAAAAUUCAGGAGUUCUCGCUAUUGGCUACUUGAUAUUUGCCCUAUUCUAUUUAUACAAAUCUCUAGAUCUCCUGAUGGAUAAGUAUUGGGAUUACCCAGCAGGAAUUCAAAAAUUUAAGUACUUCAUAAUAUCUGACUGAACAUUAUGAAUCUUUUAUCAGCUCCCUUUCUUCUACCUACAUUACAGAGAGAACUACUUCAAUUCCUUGCAGGCAUUCAUCGGUCUUGAGAGUUUCUGGAUUGAGUAUAGCCAGUCAUGGAACACCAGAGCUUUAGUUUGAAUGCUAUUGAAAUUUCUAGCGCUGUGAUUUAUACAUCUGCAAGGAAAACUAUUCAGCACUAAUGAUUAUUCAGUCCAUAGACAAACUCUUUCAAAAAAGUCUUUUACUAGGAACAAAGCUAGAUGAAUGGCAUAUCUGCAUAAUAACAAAAAGAUCAAGAAGGAGAGAGAGAUUCAAAUCAUUAAGAGAAGCAUGAAGCUAAAGCUCGAACUUGUCCAAGAACAGCUCAGAGGCACUAAAUUCGGUCAAAUUGCAGAAGGAGGUUUUGGAUUUGGAGAAACUGCUCCUCCUGUUCAUACUAAACAAGGUCCCAACCUUUUAGUUAAUGAUUCAAGUGAUAGUGACAAUGGGAUGAUGGGAGUUCCUCAGUUGAGAAAUGCAGUCUCCUCUUAUGACCCAGAACUAAUGCAGAAGGAAGAAAAGAAACUUAAAAGGAAACUUCAAGAAUUGGAGAAAAAUGAACAAGGACUGGAGUUGUUCCAAGAGUUUACAGAGGCAGAGCAGAAAGAACUUUCAAAAUUUGAUAUCCUGACAAAGAUUUUCCUAUUUCUUCGAAGAAACAUCACGAAUCCAAUAAUCUCAUGAGAUGAAGUUGAUAUACAAUAUGCAGUCAAAGAUUUUCAGGCAGGAGCUCUCCAUUGUCAAAACAGAAUCGAAAGGAUAGGGAAGAAACUUGUCAAGAGUGCUAGAGAAAAGAAAGUCUUAAAAGGUCUCACAGAGAGGAAGACGAUGAUAUUUAAUAUUUUCUCGACCUUCAUUUAUUUCUUGGCUUCAAAUACAGCGGCUAUUUCAUAUAUGUUUAUGUUUCUAAACUGAAUGUGCACAGGAAAUCUAAUAUCUUUAUUCUAUCCAUUAUCUGUCUUGCUGUAUGCAUUGAUUGAAGAUCCGAGGCCCCGAAGCAAAUACUGGAGCAUAUAAUUUUGAUAUAUGCUGAAAUUGUGAUCUUGUUCAAAUUCCUGAUCCAACAAAAUGCGCUGACAGUCCUCACUCCAGGAACUCUAUUCGUGGAGAUUAUUGACAAAUUCAAAAUAGGUUUCAGAGUUUUUGACAAGAAAGAAUACGCCAAAGGAAUUUUUGGUUUUAUAAUCUGGGAUAUCCUUGUUGCUCUCUCUGUUGUACUACACCAACACUUCCUCGUCUUAAUUGGCCUUUGGAAAAAGAGAGAAUGCGAUUUUGAGAGUGUUAGCGAAGGAAGAAAAAGAUUACUUUUUCAAGAGAGGAGAGCUAAAUACGAGAAAAAUUUGAAAAAUACGACUAAAGUUCCUUCAACUAUUGUGGAAGAUGAUAAGGAAGAUGAUAAGGAAGAUGAUAAGGAAGAAGUUAAGGAAGAAGUUAAGGAAGAAAAUAAUAUAAAACCUAAGAAAAUUAGAUUCGCAAACAUCUCCUCUUCUGAUGAUGGUCCUAGCUCAGAGAUUAGUCCAAAAGCUAGGAAGAAGCUUAGAGAAUUCGGCAAAGAGGUAUCAAUGACUACACCCAAGAUUAAAGCUAUUAAAGAUUCUGAUGUGAAGGUAAUGAAACCUCUUAGGUACACAUCUAGCAAGAACUUCUCAUAUAGUAAACUUUCUGAUGACACUUCCGAAAUAGAAGAAUAUAAAGAGCACUUAUCACCUAACUAUUUUAUUCAUGAAUGAGAUUCAGAUAACGAUGCAGGUAGUAUCAAAAGUUGAAAUGCGAGAAUGCAAUACCCAACUAAUGACAAGUAUUCAGAUAUUGAACUUGACCCAAAGAACAACAGUGAGGAAGAUCUGAAGUAUUACCGUGAGAUUGAUGAUGAAGGAAUUCAUGGCAUUCAAAAUGCCCUUACUAUCGAUCACAUCGAGGAAAAUCCAGAAAUAUACAAACAAAAGAGGAAAAAGGGCCUACAAUCUUUGAUUCUUGAUAAUGACUUUAUAAGAAGGGUUUUCCCUGCUUCUAAAAAUGAGAAGCCCGGCUAUGAUUUGUAUAACUUCGGAGUAAUCUUCCAAUUCCUUGUUGUUAUCUACAUCCUUUUCUUCUUCUCACAAAUGACUGGAGAGGAUGAGGAGUUAUCAGAGACCUUUAAGUUCAAGAGAUUUAGGACUGAAAUGAUCUUCUUCAUGUUUAUUCAAAUAAUGCUGAUCUUACUUGACAGGUUCUUCUACAUUAGUAAUACUUUUGAUCAGAUCGAGUCUGAUAGCGAUGAGUCAGGUUCUGAAGAAAUAAAUGUUCUGAACAGUGAGAAUAGGCAUAACUUACUCAAACUACUCAUUUACUAUGUCUUGGUCGUCUUUGUGCAUGCUACUGUAGUCUGGUACUUUCCUCUAACAGGAAAUUAUAAAAUCAGUGAGCAGAUUUAUUGAGACUCAAACGGUCCUUGUAAUGACCUACAAAACAACAUAUUCUUGUGGGGUUUCUACAUUCUUUAUCUUGGAUAUUUCUGUAUGACAGCAUUUCAGUUCAGAUAUGGGCUUCCAGAAAUACGGAAGGGUCACUUUAUGUACGAAAGAGUGUCUUUCUUUAACACUCAAGCAUUUAGAUCUUUCUUCUGGAUUCCAUUCCUAUUUGAAGUGAAAACAUUUAUUGACUGGACUUUUACCAGAACAUCGCUCAAAAUAUGGAAAUGGUUCACAUUCGAAACAAUUUAUUCUGAAUUUUAUCAAGCAAAAAUAGCUCAAGAAAAGUGUAAAAAUAGGAAAAUUGGAAAACUCGAAAGUUGGUUUGAAAAGUUAACACUAGGAAUUCCUGGAAUCUUGUUUUGCCUUGGGCUUAUUUUGGCUCCGCUUAUUAUAUUCAGUUCCCUCAAUCCAAUAGCAGAGCUUAACUUGGUUAAAGGAGCAGGGAUAAAACUUGAUAUUGAGAUAGAAGAAGGAAAAACACUAUAUAAUCUGUUCGCAACUACAGUAGCUAACGAGAUCAGGAACUUGACUGAGGAAGAAUUUGAUUUGUUAAAUUUCAGAAAGUACAAAGAACUUAGGAUUUCAGAUCAUUCGCUUUACCAAAGAGUUGAAAUGCUUCCUUACUCAGAUAGAAUUUGGAACCUAAGCCCUCCUGCUAUUAGAAAGAUGAAGGAGUAUUUUGAAAAGGCAAUGAAAACAAACUCCAGUGAGGCUGCCAUUGCUCUAGAGUAUAGCUUCAACAGAAAGUAUCCUUCAGGACCAACAAAGUUAUAUUACAAGAAGCGUAUAAUGGACUUAGAUAAUUAUCCUGAGAUCUUUAAGAACUUCUAUGAAGCAUUAAAUUCUACUCAAUGAAAGUCUGUGUAUAUCAAGUUGGAUAAAUUUUAUCCGAGUGUGAUCCAUUUGACGAAUGAAGUUGAGCCAGAAAUAAUCCCGAUCAAAUUUAAGACAAUUAACAUUAAGAUAUUCUGAACCAACGAUCCUCUGAUCGUCGGUAGUACAGUUAAGUACUGGACCAUGUCUAUUGAAGAUGAUCUUGAUAUUGCAAGACGCAAAUAAGGAACAAGAAAAUAAUUCUGAACCUAAAUUAUCGAUUAACUUACCGUCAGAUGUAAUUGAUGAUGAUGAUGAUGAAGACUUUAAUGAAGGAAAUAGUGAGAAAAUGGGUAUCUUUGAUUAUGAGCCAAGCAAUAAUCAGCAGAUUAUUGAGUCUGGUGCAAAGGAUUCUGAUUAUGGCGUAAAAUCCAAUGAACAUUCAUUGAUAUCAAAGAGUGAGAAUAAAGAAGAAAUUGAUGAAAACCAAAAUGGAGAAUCAAAAGAUGAUAAUAAGAAAGAUAUGAAGCCUAAAGCAAAAGUCGAUGAAUCAGCCACAAUUUCAUCUGAAUAUGUUUCCCAAAAAUCUCCAAUUAUCGCUGAAGCUCCAUCUACAACCCACUCCUCAAACCCAUCUCUCCCACUAAACACGACCCUCUCUUCCUUCUCCCCACCUCUAAACACCUCUAUCUCCCCUCCUAACACCACUUCAGUCUCCUCUGAGAUUCCUUCCAGCCCAAAACCCACUAACAGAAAUAUCAAAAAGCCUGUCAACCUUGACCAGACACUCUCUAGUUCCUCUCAGAGUCCUCUUCGUGAUCUCCACCAAGCAGGUGAAGAGACCAACAUUAGUGAAGGCCCCAAGAUCAUGAAGAUCACUGAGACCAAAGUCACCCCUAAAGAAGACCUCAUGAGGCUUAACCUCAACUACACUAAGAGUGAGGCCAAGGAGAAGGAGAAGACAGAUAUUGACCAAAAACAAAACCAGAGCAAUAGCGACAGUGCAUUGGGAGGCAAAGAACAAACAGAAGUUGAGCAAGUACAAGUUCAAGCGGGGAAUGUUGAUGAGAAAGAUGAUGUCAUUCAAGAGAGAGUCAAUGAGAAUGCAGAGGAAGAAAUAGAGGAGCAGACUAGGGAAGAUGAGAGUGAGGAUAGAUAUGAGCAGGAAAAAGCACCUUAUGUUUUAGACCUAAAUAUACCAAUGAUUGAUAAGGCACCCAUAUUCAACCCUUCUCAGAUUAUUGCUGGUGAGUCUGAGCUUAGGGAGAAAAUUUUGAAUAGACACAAUGGAGAUGAAACUAAGCAAAACCUGGCAGAUCAUAAAGAAACUAUAAGCCUUACUCACGCAGAUCAAAUUUCUAAUGAGCCGGAACAGGCUGCUCUGGUGCCAACCCCAUAUGCACCAGAGGGGUUAUCAGAUUCCAAAGAAAUGAGUGAGGGGAAAUUUGGGGAAGAAGCUCACCAGAGCAAACAAGUGAAAGAUGAGGCUGAUAGUGCUAAACAAAUGGGACUUGUAAUUUAUACCUUCAGUGACAAGAUCACACCAGGACUACUCCAAUACUCAGUGAUCACAUUCUAUGUCUCUGUAGUCUUUGUUGCUAGUAGAGUUUUGAGAGGAUAUCUCUGGAUUAACACUUCCAAAAUUUAUCUAUCAAACCUUCCAUACCCGGAUGAACUAUUGAUUAUCUGAGAAGGUGUGGUUAUCUCCAGAAUGCAGAAGGAUAUUUAUCGAGAAGAAGAACUAUACUUGGUGUUAAUAGACUUAAUCCGAUCGCCUGAGAUUCUUAAGACGAUCACUCAUCCUCAUUUGAAGCCAAAGACAGAUUAAAUUGACCAGUGUUUUGUGUAUAAAUACUUGAAUCCUAUCA